Molecule: messenger RNA, 393 nt
Organism: Chondrus crispus (carragheen)
Lineage: Eukaryota; Rhodophyta; Florideophyceae; Gigartinales; Gigartinaceae
Exons: 1
Coding region: 1-393 (130 amino acids)
Source: RefSeq, a predicted model, not a curated record
AUGACGGCGGCGGGCCCGACGACAGAAUUGGGGCCCACGGCAGCCGCCUCCACGACCGCUCCGCACGAGAUGGUGGCGGCCGCACCGACGCGCGACGGCGCAUGGAUGACGGCGCGGUCCUGCACGGCAGCGCGUUCGCCAAUGGUCACGGGGCCCGUGUCGCCGCGGAUGACGGCGCCGUACCAGACCGAGGAGGAGGCGUGCAGCUCGACGUUGCCGAUGACGCUAGCCGACGGUGCCAGGAAGACGUCCGAGGAGAUGAUGGGCUUCGAAUCGCGCAGAUUCAUGACUUGGCGGUGGCGCGAGACUGGAGAGGUGGGGGCGGUUAGAUGGGCGCGGGUUUCAUGGUGGGAUGGUGCGGUAGGAGAUUGGGUGACUUACGUUGCUCGAUGA